AGAAGAAGAGAUCGGGAGCAGAGAAAUGGCAGCCGCGGCCGUGGUUGAGUUUCAGAGAGCACGGUCUCUUGUUGGAACUGACCAGAAUGCCUCUAUCGAUAUCUUACAUUCUAUAGUGAAGAGGGACAUCCAGGACAGCGAUGAGGAAGCGGUGCGUGUUAAAGAGCAGAGCAUCCUGGAGCUGGGGGGGCUGCUGGCAAAGACUGGCCAAGCUGCAGAGCUCGGAGGCCUCCUGAAGUAUGUACGGCCCUUCCUCAACUCCAUCUCCAAGGCCAAAGCAGCCCGGCUGGUUCGCUCCCUGCUGGACUUGUUCCUGGACAUGGAAGCAGCCACGGGUCAGGAGGUGGAGCUGUGCCUGGAGUGCAUCGAGUGGGCCAAGGCUGAGAAGAGGACUUUCCUCAGACAGGCACUAGAGGCUCGACUCAUCUCACUGUAUUUUGACACAAAGUGCUACCAGGAGGCGUUACAACUUGGCUCCCAGCUGCUGCAGGAGCUCAAGAAGAUGGACGACAAAGCUCUGCUGGUGGAGGUCCAGCUGCUGGAGAGUAAGACUUACCACGCGCUCAGUAACCUGCCCAAGGCCCGCGCUGCACUUACCUCUGCCAGGACCACCGCCAACGCCAUCUACUGCCCCCCCAAACUGCAAGCAGCUUUAGACAUGCAAUCAGGGAUCAUUCAUGCAGCAGAGGAGAAGGACUGGAAGACUGCUUACUCAUACUUCUAUGAAGCUUUUGAGGGCUACGACUCUAUCGACAGCCCGCGAGCCAUUACAGCCCUGAAAUACAUGCUGCUCUGCAAAAUCAUGCUCAACGCCCCAGAGGAUGUUCAGGCCCUCAUCAGCGGCAAACUAGCUCUGCGAUACACAGGCAGACAGACAGAAUCUCUGAAGUGUGUGGCACACGCCAGUAAGAACCGAUCUCUGGCAGACUUUGAGAAGGCACUAACGGAUUACAAAUCAGAGUUGAGGGACGACCCCAUCAUUAGCACCCACCUGACAAAGCUGUACGACAACCUGCUGGAGCAAAAUCUCAUCCGGGUCAUUGAGCCUUUCUCCAGGGUCCAGAUUACACACGUCUCCUCCCUCAUCAAACUCUCUAAGGGAGAUGUGGAGAGGAAAUUAUCACAGAUGAUUCUGGACCAGAAGUUUCACGGUAUACUGGACCAAGGCGAAGGUGUGCUGAUUGUCUUUGAAGAGCCGGUGGUGGACAAGACCUACGAGGCAGCGCUGGAGACCAUUCAGAACAUGAGCAAAGUGGUGGACUCACUUUACAGCAAAGCAAAAAAGCUCACAUAAGAGUGAAUGAAGUCAUCUGUCCCCCCUGUCCGGAGUGACGUGGGCCAGUCACAUCUCCGUCAUCCACUCGCCUCAAUCUGGGGAGGAGAGGGGGGGAUGAAGAGAUUAUAAACACUAUCCAGCAAGCAAAUAAACUGUUCAGAUUAAGAAGACCCCUGCCCCCCAGUGAGGACGAAUGUGACGAUGUGGACCCCUGCUCCCUCCAUCCUGUUACUGUCUCUAACUGGGGUUGAUCAGACACUCGGUGCGCCCCCUAAUGGACCACUCCUGGCGCUGCACUCUUCCCACUGCUGGUCCCCACUGUAUGUAAAGAUGGACAAGCCUCUCCUAAACGUUCCUGUCUGCGCUGGCCAUCAGGGAAUCUUGUAAAAUAACAAAACAUAUGUGUACAUUACUUAAACACACAUGUAACAUACAAAUAAAAUGUUUGUUUGUUCUCAGAGCAGGGUCCGAGGGUAGUCUGAAUCUGUUGCUUAAUUUCUGAGGCAGCUCUGAAACUGAACAUUUUCUUUUUGCAUCUGUAUAAACCCAAACAAAGGCUGCCCCUCACAUCCCAAAAUAUCCUUUUAAAUGUGAUGAUGUUCUGCAGUUCGUCCUGUUUUAACAGCAUUAUGGAACAGUGGCGCUCGCUGAUCUGUCCACUUGGAAGCACAGAACGUACUCUCCUCUGCACUUCCUGUUUGUAUAUAACAUUUGCCAAGUUCUUGUAUUCAUGCAGAGCCUAAUGUUUCACGCCUCCCCUCCUUGUUUUUAGUUUAAGACGCGUUCGGAGAGUCGAACUUUGACGACUGGGAGAUGAGCUGUUUCUGCAGGAAAGGACGUUUUCCUAGAGAAAAUGAAGAUGUACAUUUCUGAGAACUUUAAUUUUGCAAAGACUUAAAUGAUUUAUCAUGUAUGGCAUAGAGGAAGACAAAUGCUAAUAAAU
Messenger RNA from Nematolebias whitei (Rio pearlfish), 2219 nucleotides. Its product is annotated as 26S proteasome non-ATPase regulatory subunit 11A. Gene Ontology annotation, biological process: ubiquitin-dependent protein catabolic process. The coding region runs from base 26 to 1294 and encodes 422 amino acids. The record is from RefSeq and is a predicted model, not a curated record. Lineage: Eukaryota; Metazoa; Chordata; Actinopteri; Cyprinodontiformes; Rivulidae. Gene Ontology annotation, cellular component: proteasome regulatory particle, lid subcomplex. Gene Ontology annotation, molecular function: structural molecule activity; protein binding. The transcript is spliced from 13 exons.